UUAGUGCCUCAGAUGGAGGAAAUAUUGGAUGCUGUGGAUACAUCUUGUGGAUGCUUUCCUUGAUUUUCAUAGCCAUUACAUUCCCAUUUUCGUUGAUACUGUGUAUUAAGGUUGUUCAAGAGUAUGAGAGGGCUGUCAUUUUCCGACUGGGUCGACUGGUCUCUGGUGGGGCCAAGGGUCCAGGCUUGUUCUUCAUCAUACCCUGCAUUGACUCAUACACCAAAGUGGAUUUGAGGACUAUUUCAUUUGACGUGCCCCCUCAAGAGGUAUUGACCAAAGAUUCUGUGACAGUUGCAGUAGAUGCUGUGGUGUACUACCGUGUCAGUGAUGCCGCCAUGUCUAUCACCAGUGUGGAAGACUCUAAUAAGUCUACCCGACUGCUGGCAGCCACCACCCUGAGGAAUGUCCUGGGUACCAAGAACCUCAGCGAGAUCCUGUCAGACAGGGAGAACAUCAGCCACAUCAUGCAGGGAUCCCUGGAUGAGGCAACUGACCCAUGGGGUGUGAAGGUUGAACGUGUUGAAGUGAAAGACGUUCGUCUCCCAGUCCAGCUGCAGCGAGCUAUGGCAGCCGAAGCAGAGGCCUCAAGGGAAGCCAGGGCUAAGGUGAUUGCCGCAGAAGGAGAACAGAAGGCAUCGAAAGCCUUGAAGGAAGCUGCAGACAUCAUAAGUCAGUCCCCGGCUGCUAUCCAGCUGCGUUACCUGCAGACCUUGAACACAAUCUCUGCAGAGAAAAACUCCACAAUUAUCUUCCCCUUGCCCAUCGAUUUGUUGAAAGGGUUUGUGAAAUAA
This is a messenger RNA of Candidula unifasciata, 791 nucleotides long. The record is from the annotation of a GenBank genome assembly. NCBI's taxonomy places the organism in Eukaryota, Metazoa, Mollusca, Gastropoda, Stylommatophora, Geomitridae.